GAAAAAUGUCGCUGGCUUCGACGCGGACCGUUCUAGGAUCAGUGUCCUUUUAGGCAAAUUCAUACGGCGAUUCGGUAAGUGGGGGACAGCCGUCACUAGUUGCAUCAAGAAUGAGACUUCUGCUGUGGUGUUACCAUGACUCAUUAAAAGCCUCAGGAAAAGAAACAGAGACGUUGUAACAGUUGCAGUGUGGGAGGUUUUGCCUUCACUGCAAAGAGAGAGAGUCAUCUUACGAUCCUCUUUUGUCUGGUCAGUUGAGGCAAACCGUUUAAGAACAGAGAGACUAGUAUACAAUCGCACUACAUGGGUCUUCAAGGUAACCGGAUCUGAUAAUUAAAGCCUUUGAGCCUCCUCCCUUACCUGGAAAGAUAAAGUUUAAGAGAAGGUAUGGACCAAUCUACCAGAGUGGUGGGUCUGGAUGCCCAGGGGAACAUGGUUUUCACUGUGGUGAAACCUGUAAUGGGCAUCUUUCAGGUGUCCUCAGAUCAAACAGGAAGUGUUCCACAGGGCAGCAUGGGCCUUCAGGGUUUAUCAGAAAACACAUUGAUCCUCCCACACACACAACCUCAGCUGGACCAGAACCAGAUGGAAAUGCAAACCAUACAGACUCAUAUGCAGCCUCAUAUUCAGACUCAGAUGCAGGUUUCUGUCCCUGAACAGACAGAGGAUGUGGCUCAGGGCCAGGACCCACCAACAAAUUCAAGCACAACUGUAGAGUCGGCUUCACAGAUGCCAUUUGCUGAGGUUUCCUCACUCCUGGACCCAAACAUGAAAGGAUCAAAAGCAAGAAAAUAUCUCAUCUCCUAUGAUGAAAUCAAACGUCGACUGCAGGCCCCGGAGAAGAUGUCCCUGCGCUCCCUGGCAGCCUACACUCGGGUCAGCAGAGGUCCGGCCAGCAAGAAGACUCUCCUGGAGUCACUCAGUGUUCUCGGCCUGACACCGAGCACAACUACCUCUGUGUCCUCAUCUUUCUCCAAACUCACAGAAGGAGACACCAGAGCUCUGUGUGAUGAUAUGAAGGAUUUUUCCCAUGACUACAUUGACUACAGUAACAUGGCGAAGCAGCUCAUCCCUGAGGUCAAUACAGUUCAACACUGGUCCAAAAUAAUUGAAACUAAAAAUCACCUGGAGGACAUGAGAAAGUAUUUCAAGGACCCAGUCAACAGUGGAGCGUUUGAUAACGUCACUCAUGGCCUCGGUCUGGGAAUGUUAGACGUUGCUCUGGACAUGAUCAUCAUGGUAAUCGAUCAGCAGAUUCGGAUCCUCUCUGGCGCAGCUGCAUCAGACCCAGCUGACUCUGGCCCUCCAAUGCGGCGUAUCCGCAGGCGACACCGUAAAACUCGUUUGCAUGACAGCGAGAAGUCUCACAAAGUGUCUGGAGGGGGCAAAGAGCAAGGGAAGAUCAUUCCAAAAGGUAAGGUGCGCAGAGCCAGGAAGAAGAUCCCGCGGGAAACUGGGCCAUCUGGUCCUGUGGAGAUGCACUCAGAACAGUGCAAACCUGAUGAUGUGGAGAGUAAUGUCCUCACUCUGGUUUCUGUUGGAUAUGAAGCUGUUUCCAGUGGGCUCAACUCAUCGGGAACUGUCUGACACAAUAAGGAUCUAUUAAGGAAACUGAGCCCUGUUCACAGGGACACUCAGCAAUGGGAUAAGGACACAGCUUCAGCUCAUUUCAACUCUUCUGGAGGAGUUUUGCCAAGCUGAAUAUCAACGAAUGAUGCCACAUUGUUAAGUCCAAAUCAUGGGAAUAGUUUGACAUUUUAUUAAAAAUGCUUUAGAGUUAUGGUGGGUGGAUUUUGUUACUUAUGUCUCAUUAACCUUAAAAGUGAUUUCACUGAAGGUGUCUCCUAAAAAAAGAUGUCAUACAAAAUGACUGCCUAAACAGUCUUUAUUUACAUUCCGCUACAAAGACUGAAUAACUCAUAUUUUUCUGUGGAAAUAAUGCAGGAGGUGUUUUUUAAACACUACUUUUAAGGUGGUGUAGGAGAAAACUAGCAAAGAGAUAAAAAAGGCACUAACCUGUUCAAAAAUUCCUCACAGAAGCAUCAAGGUUUAGUUCAUUGAACAAUCUUAAGGUCACCUGAUGUAAAAAUGUCUACAACAUUGUGUGGGUUUCCCCUUUGCAACUCAGCAGCUCACCAAGUAUGUCAUGUCCUAACUCGAUAUGAAGAGAUUUUUGGGCACCCUUGUUCUAUAAGAACACCAUGUUUACCCAGCCAGUUGAGUGAAAGCCAUGAGAGUGUAAUGAAGCUGGAUCCUAAUUCCUAUUGCUAACCCCGAUAAUUUUAAGAUGCCAACAAUGGCUAAACGUAAACCACCACACACCGUGUAUCUUAUAUAUCUGAUCCUGAAAGCACCAGAUAUUUUCGGAAUUUUAUAUUCUGUGAUUCAAAUCUUUUUGUAAGAUAGAGUGCCUUCCUCAAACCACACUCUUGACACAUUCACUAAGCUCUCCAGUCAGGUCAGGUGUGGGAUAAUAUGCCAUUUUGGCACUCCUCUGAGUCAACCUUGGUCCUGUACUGCUCUGGCCUCCUGAUGGCCAUCGUCCAGGUGUGCACCAGGCCCAUGUCCCAUUUCCCUCAGGGGUUCUGGGCACCAAGUAAGUAGUGAGCUGGAUCAGGCCCAGGAAAGCACACCAGGUGCUCGUAAAAGUAGCCUGUAUGAAAUAGCUGACCCUUCUCAUCCCCACUCUACUGAGCACACCAGCAUUCGACACACGGUCGACACGCAGUCUUACAAACAGUACCCCAAAAAGCGCCAAAAAGAAGUUUUGACAAAGGAGCCAAGCCGGCAUGUCUAUCCAGUCAGCGCCAAUAAGCUGUCCUCAUGCAUAAUAUAAAUUCUAGUGCAAAAAUUCAACAUACUACAGCUUUAAAAUCACUCCACAAAAUGAGAAAAAAAAGUUCCUUACAUUUCUUUCUUUUUACAUCUUGUUUUUUUCAGUCUGAUGUUUACAAGAUGAUUAGUUUUUACAAUUACUUAUAAAAUCAAGUCACUACAGUGUCACAUGUACCAUGUAAGACCAGGAUAUUAGAUCAUGACAGUAAUAAUAACUUUUUGAUUUUAUAUUUUAAUGGUGUUUCUGAAUAACUGAAUGUGUUUAAGUUAUGUACAUUAACUUUUAUGUACAGAGCAACUCAAAUGAUGACCAAUAAAAGGUGUUACACCUGUUUAGUAAGUCAGGCUCAAUGUUGGAAGGAUUUAAUGGCACUAACUCCGCACUCUUAAGGUUUUGGACAGCACUAAAUUCUCCAUGUGAGCGUGCAAACAGAGGGUGCAGGGAGUGGUUUGAGGAAGGUCCAGGGUGCCAGACUUUAAUCCAUUAAGAGUGUUUUGAAGCUAUGUUUGAAGUCUUUGAGUGUAUGGUAGCAGUACCAAGCUGCUUCUGUAGUGUUUACCUUAUAGAAGAAAGAGUGAAAUCUAUAAGAGAGAAAUAUUUUAAAUUAUUCAACUGUGUUUAACUACUGCUUUCCCUGAAUCCUUUUUCUUAAGUAGCAGGUUUCACGUUGAAUGUUGUCUAACUAAAUCUGACCAUAUUUUAUUUUUCUAUGCUGUUUCAGCGAACACAAAAGCAUCCACAUUGUUGUCUGCAUAAGUGUAAACACUGAGAAAGCUGUCUCUAUACAGGUCAAAAAUGCAGGCCAUAACAGAGGUCUAGAUUAUAUUUUUUGCUGGGGUUACAAAUUCUCAUGUCUCUGUUGUAUUUAUUCAUGUUUAGAUUUAUAGUUGAACAUUGUUGAAAAAGUUUGUUUUGACUUGAACCUCCAGAGUUGAGUGAAAUAUAAAGAUUUAGUUUUCACAAAAACUUUGAUUUUUUUUUUCUUGUGAUGAAUAACAUGUUUGGUGAAAAAUGUGCCUUGAAAUGCUGACAUGUAAGAAAGAGAGGGAGAGAGAGAAGGGCUCCAUUGAUUUCAUUUUUUUUUUUUUUUUUGGAAUUACAACCCCAAUUCCAAUUAA
Molecule: messenger RNA, 3954 nt
Organism: Cheilinus undulatus (humphead wrasse)
Lineage: Eukaryota; Metazoa; Chordata; Actinopteri; Labriformes; Labridae
Exons: 5
Coding region: 388-1587 (399 amino acids)
Source: RefSeq, a predicted model, not a curated record